Molecule: messenger RNA, 774 nt
Organism: Populus nigra (black poplar)
Lineage: Eukaryota; Viridiplantae; Streptophyta; Magnoliopsida; Malpighiales; Salicaceae
Product: UPF0481 protein At3g47200-like
Exons: 1
Coding region: 1-774 (257 amino acids)
Source: RefSeq, a predicted model, not a curated record
AUGUGCUUGAUUGAAAAUCAGCUCCCAUUCUUCAUUCUUGAGGAUUUGCUUAAAGCAUCCAGCAUAACCAGAUAUAGCCCUGCUGAAGAGGAAUAUUCAGUGAUUAAGCUUACAUACAAGUUCUUCGAAGAGAGACGGGAUUCUUGGAUGAAAAAGGGAAUUUUGGAGGAAAUCAAUUCGUCUGAAGUAGCACAUUUUGUUGACUUCAUAAGAAAAUGUCAGAAGCCAUCAGAGUCAGAUAAAACGGAGAAAGAACUCGAGACCAUAAACGUACCAAGUAUAACUGAACUCCAUCAAGCUGGAGUUAAGUUCAGGUUUAAACCGGGCAAAAGUUUGCUCGACAUGAAAUUCGAUAGAGGGAUCCUGGAAAUGCCACUAUUGAAAAUAGAUGACGACACAGAAAUCUUAUUCAGGAAUCUCCAGGCAUUUGAGCAAUGCCAUUGCGUCGAGGAUUAUAUAGCUAACUAUAUUUCAACGAUCAAUUUCCUUGUCGUUACUCCUAAGGAUGUUGAAAUCCUUGAUCGAAAUGGAAUUAUAGAAAACUGGAUACAUGACUAUGAAGCAGUGAUCAAUGCUCUCUCCGCGGAUGAUUUCAUCUUCGCUAGUCUCGUUGAAGAUCUGAAUGCAUACUGCAGGAGGCCUUGGAAUAAAUGGAAGGCAACCUUGAAACAAGAGUAUUUCCAUACUCCAUGGGCCAUAAUCUCUCUUAUCGCAGCCGCGAUUCUCCUCAUACUCACUACGGUACAAACUGUGUGUUCUCUUAUUCAAGUGUAG